AUGUCGCACCGUAAAUUUUCGGCGCCAAGGCACGGUUCUAUGGGGUUUGCCCCAAAAAAGCGCUCUAGGACAUAUCGAGGUAGAAUAAAAGCUUUUCCAAAGGACGACCCAUCGAAGCCAAUUCACCUUACCGCGUUCCUUGGUUAUAAGGCCGGCAUGACCCACAUCGUCCGUGAUGUCGAUAAGCCAGGAUCUAAGGUUAACAAAAAAGAGGUCGUCGAAGCCGUAACGAUUAUUGAGACACCACCAAUGGUAAUUGUUGGAAUUGUUGGCUACAUCGACACCCCACGUGGUCCUCGACCGUUCAAAUCUGUCUUUGCUGAGCACCUCAGCGAGGACUGCCGUCGUCGCUUCUACAAGAACUGGUGCAAGUCUAAGAAGAAGGCCUUCACUAAGUACGCCAAGAAAUGGCAAGACGAGGAUGGCAGAAAGGUUAUCGAGUCUGACCUGAACAAAAUGAAGAAGUAUUGCUCCGCUAUACGCGUUGUCGCUCACACUCAGAUGAAGAUCCUAAAUCGCAAGCAGAAGAAGGCUCAUCUUGUUGAAAUUCAAAUUAAUGGCGGGACAAUUGAGGAGAAAGUUAAUUGGGCUAGAGAACAUCUCGAAAAGCAAGUUCCAAUCGACACCGUCUUCUCCCAAGACGAGAUGAUCGAUACCAUUGGCGUAACCAAGGGCCACGGAUUCAAAGGUGUCACAAGCAGAUGGGGCACUAAGAAGCUUCCGCGAAAGACUCAUAAGGGUCUCCGUAAGGUUGCUUGUAUUGGAGCAUGGCAUCCUUCGCGAGUGGCCUUCACCGUUGCUCGUGCUGGUCAGAAAGGUUACCAUCACCGUACGCACAUCAACAACAAGGUAUACAGAAUUGGUCGCUCUUGUAUUACACCUGAAGGCAAGAACAAUGGAGCCACUGAAUUCGAUCUUACCGAGAAGAGCGUCAACCCCAUGGGAGGUUUCCCUCGCUACGGUGUUGUUAACCAAGACUACAUCAUGCUGCGCGGAGCUGUAAUGGGACCAAAGAAGCGCCUCAUCACUUUGAGAAAAUCGCUUGUCACACAGACUAAGAGAUUUGCCCACGAGAAGAUCAACUUGAAAUGGAUCGACACCAGUUCGAAGACCGGACACGGACGAUUCCAAACAACCGCUGAGAAAAAGGCAUUUAUGGGCAAGCUCAAGAAAGACUUCCUUGCCGAAAGCAAAGCCUAA
Molecule: messenger RNA, 1200 nt
Organism: Strongylus vulgaris
Lineage: Eukaryota; Metazoa; Nematoda; Chromadorea; Rhabditida; Strongylidae
Source: the annotation of a GenBank genome assembly